CAGAGGAGGGAGAGUGAGUACAUUGGUAGGAGAAUGUUGGACAUGGAGCUGCCAGGCAGGAGACAAAGAGGAAGGCCAAAGAGGAGGUAUAUGGAUGUAAUUAAUGAGGAUAUGAAGCUAGUGGGUGUAAGUGUUGGGGAUGCAGGAGAUAGGGGCAGGUGGAGAGAGAUGAUUCACCGUGGCGACCCCUGUAGGGUAAAGCCGAAGGAAGAAGUGUUUCUGUUCCCAGUGUUUCUAGCCUUGGGUAUUUUUUACGUUUAUGUUAUCCCUGCAUAUGGGUCUGUGUUUUAUCUAUGAAGACACGCCCCUUUCCCUAACAUUAUUGCACACACCAGCACAUCUGCCCUUUAUCCAUAACGACCAUGCUGUUCUGCCCCGAGCUGCUUUCAUAUACAGUUGUAUACAUGCCAGUGUGACAGCCUGAGCCUACACUCAGCACACUCAGGAGGCCAUGUGUUGUUCUGCACAGGAAACACCAGGAGGGUCUUCUACAUCAGUUGUCAAGGCAGGCCAUGUUCAUACCCCCUUUUCCAGGCUCUGCAGAGACCAAAUUUCUCUUGUUGCCUUCCUGACAGGUGCUGAGUCCGUGCACUGGUGACUCCAUCCCCGGGUGCUGGAACUCAUAUGGCAAAGGAUCAGCGAGUGCAGUGGACUUCACCUCUGAGGAGACGACCCACUGUCCUCUCUGGUUCCAGUUUGUCCAGAAUGCAGCAGAGUCUAAUAAAGUCGUUUAUUGUCACCUAACUAGUUUACACCAGAAUCCAGGCACUAUCUUCUCCAGUGUCUGCAAAAGAACACGACAGAUGUCUUUUAGGAAAGGAUUAAGCAAAUAAGGUCAGAUGUCUGGCAAAAGAUAUGUCACAGAAGAGAAAGAGCAAAGUCACUUUGACCAAGUUGUCUGAAGGACUAGGACACGUCUCGUUUGCUUCCCCCAAAUUUCAGUGAGUUUUACUGAGACACACCAGUGAUGAAACACCAUCUGUUAAUACUCCUGUUUUUCACAGGAAUAAUCCCUGUUGUCCAGGCUGUCUAUCGUAAGUUCUAUCUGAUCCUCCAGGGGAAGACUAGGAGUGAUGCUCUGGCUUACUGCAGAGCCACGUACUCUGACCUGGCUACCAUUGAAUACCAGUAUGAAGCAGUCCAACUUAAAAAUAUAGCACAGAAUCAAUCCUUAACUUCCAACGCUUGGAUCGGACUUUACAAUGAUGUCAACAGCUGGCGCUGGUCAAUGGGAAACGAGCCACUGGGAAGUUACAGAAAUUGGUGUUAUACUAAUCCUGACAACUACAACGCACAGGAAUAUUGUGCUGCAGUAGAUGUUCCCGGCUGGUUUGAUUCUUCUUGUGCAUCAAAUUUUCCCUUUAUUUGCUUUGAUGGGAACUUCACCGGCACCAGCAGUUAUAUUUAUAUCUCUACUACCAUGAUGUUUUCUGAAGCUCAGAGCUACUGUAGACAGCAUCACACAGACCUGGCCAGUGCAAGAAACACAAGUGAAAACUCAAUUAUAAUGGCAAUGAUCCAAAAUGCAACUUGGAUUGGUCUGUUCAGAGAUUCCUGGAAGUGGUCAGACCAGACACCUUUCACCGGUGUUACCUGGCUAGGUGGUGAACCUAAUAAUGCCGCAGGAAAUGAAAAUUGUGUUGCUGUUUUAAAUGGUCUGCCUAUGGAUAUGAUAUGUUCACCAUUAAAACCAUUCUUCUGUGAAGCAGUAAGCAAAGGAAGAAAACAAAUUGCAAGAGUGAAGGUCCAAUCCAAUCAGGAUGUGAAUGAUCCUGCAGUUAAGGCGGCCAUCUUGGAUAAGAUGAACCAGAUGUUCAGUGUUCAUGGGAACAUCACUGUGAAAUGGAGAGAGCAACCAAAUGGACAAGUGUUUAAUAAGAUUAAAGGAAAAACCCUCACAAAUAAUAUUUGUUAAAUUUUGUUUCUUUGGAUGCCGUUCAAUGCUGCGAGAUAUCACACAGCACAACACUAAGGUUAGAUGACAUAUUACUCCUAGACAUCAAUAUAUUGUGUACUGUGUAGUUGAAGAAUAGCAUGCUCUAUGAACACAGCACAUAGUUCACCAUUUGUAAUAGAAUGUGUGUAAUUUUAUCACUGAUACAAGAUUCAAGCAAUUCCAGUUACAGACAGACAGACAGACAGACAGACAGACAGACAGACAGACAGAUUUAUAGUUAAGGUACUUUAUUAAUACCAUAUGGGGAAAUUAGUUUGCAUGAGCAGACAAACAUUGCCAUUCAACAAAAAGGAUAAAAGAUAUAGAAAUUAAGUGGAUAAAGAAGUUACAAAUAGAUUUAAAAAAUUGUACACUGUAAAAAAAAGUUUAGGUGAGGUUUAGGUGUUGAGAUCCAUCCACCAAGAAUGUCUGCCAGAAAUUCAAGAUAUGUUACUAACCAGAUCCAUCAAAGUCCCAUAAGAUUGCUCCUGGUGAAUAAAGUCUAUGUUCUUUAUAUUAUUAUAGGUUUUAUCUUGUAUCUGAUCUUAACUCCAUAUCUUAUUAGACCCGGUGUAGAGCGUGAAGGAGCAGGUCACUGUGCUCCACCCUGGGACACAGGAGUUCUUUCAGCCAAACCAUUAUUUAUCUCCAAUCAUUCUGUACUUACUUUAUUUAUGGCAUUUAUUGAUACACUCUUUAAGUGUGAACUUUCUUUCUACAAGUUUCUGUUGUUUUUUUGCCUGCUGUGACAUUUUAUGUUUUAAAUCUAAUAAACAUCUCUGGUUGCACCUUG
Molecule: messenger RNA, 2729 nt
Organism: Tachysurus fulvidraco (yellow catfish)
Lineage: Eukaryota; Metazoa; Chordata; Actinopteri; Siluriformes; Bagridae
Product: macrophage mannose receptor 1-like
Exons: 7
Coding region: 968-1915 (315 amino acids)
Source: RefSeq, a predicted model, not a curated record